Mugil cephalus (flathead mullet) is the source of this 844-nucleotide messenger RNA. It is a transcript of the gene csrp3, whose product is annotated as cysteine and glycine-rich protein 3 (cardiac LIM protein). NCBI's taxonomy places the organism in Eukaryota, Metazoa, Chordata, Actinopteri, Mugiliformes, Mugilidae. The coding region runs from base 136 to 717 and encodes 193 amino acids. Gene Ontology annotation, molecular function: structural constituent of muscle; actinin binding. Gene Ontology annotation, cellular component: nucleus; cytoplasm; Z disc. Gene Ontology annotation, biological process: sarcomere organization; muscle tissue development; cardiac muscle contraction. The transcript is spliced from 6 exons. The record is from RefSeq and is a predicted model, not a curated record.
CAAGUUAUUUUAGGAGGAUAGUUUCAUUCAGGCGUCACCGGUGGACUGUGGUGAUGGUACGUUGGACCGUAUAUAAACCGACCAGGAGCGUUCGCUGCCACGCCAGGAACUGAGGCGCUCAGGCUUGGACUCGAGAUGCCAAACUGGGGAGGAGGUGCCAAGUGUGCGGCCUGUGAGAAGACGGUGUACCAUGCGGAGGAGAUCCAGUGUAACGGGAGGAGCUUCCAUAAGACCUGCUUCAUCUGCAUGAGCUGCAGAAAAGGACUGGACAGCACCACGGUUGCAGCGCACGACUCUGAGAUUUACUGCAAGUCCUGUUACGGCAAGAAAUAUGGUCCAAAAGGCUAUGGAUAUGGACAAGGAGCUGGAGCUUUGAGCUCUGAUCCUCCUGGUGAAAACGCGGACGUGAAGACUCAAGUCUCUAAACCGCCACCAACCUCUUCAAACUCCAACGCCAGUAAGUUUUCCCAGAAGUUUGGAGGUUCAGACCGCUGCCCCCGCUGCUCAAAGGCGGUCUACGCGGCCGAGAAGGUGAUGGGAGCGGGGAAGCCAUGGCACAAAACCUGUUUCCGCUGCGCCCUGUGUGGUAAAAGCCUGGAGUCAACCACAGUGACAGACAAAGAUGGAGAGCUGUACUGUAAAGUUUGUUACGCCAAAAACUUCGGCCCGAAAGGAUUUGGACUGGGGAACGCUGCCAUGUUGGAGGAACGAGAGUGAAUGCGUCCUCUCCACUGGAGGGUGUCACAACCCACACAUUUAAAGGCUACUGUUGUCUGUUUAUUUGCUAAAAUUUAGACUACACAGAUGGUUAAAUGCAAAAUAAAAUUAUUUUUUUUAACCUCAA